Messenger RNA from Erythranthe guttata (spotted monkey flower), 1449 nucleotides. RefSeq lists its product as uncharacterized. The record is from RefSeq and is a predicted model, not a curated record. Lineage: Eukaryota; Viridiplantae; Streptophyta; Magnoliopsida; Lamiales; Phrymaceae.
AUGCCUUCCUCCUUAAUGGGUCUGUUUUCUUCUAGAGUAUACCCCGCCGCCGCCGCCGCCGCCGCCGCCGCCGGCGGCAGAUCUCGGAUCCUGGUUUCUUUGACAGCGUCUCUCAAUAAUCAUUUCAUUCACCGGAAAACAGAUGCACCGUCUUCUUCAAUUUCUCCUAGUUAUGUUUCUAGCCAUUGUGCUGGGAUACAUACCAAGAGCAUUUCCGGCGAAUCUCCACCACCACCACCACCACAUGCAAGAACAAGAACCACCUCCUCGCCAUGGCUGAUGCUGCCGCCGCAGUUCGUCGCCGGAGACAUGAUCUACAAGUUCUACAGCCUCGCCGACGAAAAAGUCCUCAGCUUCAACAAGCGCCGCGGCGGCGGCGGCGGCGGCCCAGACGACAACGCCUAUCUGGUGGGAUCUUCGCACGGGUGGCUGAUUUACGUCAACAGAUCCGACAAGAACAUGUUCCUAACCUACCCCAUCUCCGGCCGCCACGUAAAGCUUCCUUCCCUCCACACCUUACCACCACCCAUCCCCAAAAAAAACAAAGUGAGCAACGUCAUCAUCUCGUCAUCCUCCCCCGACGGCAACGACGACCAACACCACUGCCGCGCCGUGAUGGGUUGCCGAGAUGGAGUACUUGCCUACUGCGUUCCGGGUCGGAGCUCCAAGUGGACCCGACUCAGCGGCCUAACUUACGAAUCAUUUGUUUACUCCGCCAAACAAAAGCUCUUCUUCGCCCUCAACGAGGGCGAUCAAGAAGUCGAGGCUUGGCAUCUCAUCGACCCGAAGCAUUCGGUUUACGCCGCCAAACGAAAGCUCUACAUCGAUGUCGAUGGGAAGGCCUAUUCGGCUUCCAAAGAGUUUGACGUGGCCAAGAUAUGGAUGCGUCAGUUCUUGGUCACCACGGAAUAUUCCGAUGACCUUUUCGCCGUCAGUCAAUACAUCAUGGAACGAAUGGGGCCCGACGGUUUGCCCGUUGUUCCUCUCACGGCUUUUUCCGAUGAUGACGACGAUGUCCCUGAUAGGACCGUUGGUUUCGAUGUUCAUAAGUACGAUCCGGUGGGUAGGGUUUUCAAGUACAUUGACCCGACCCGUGGUGGGCCGCCCCAUAAGUAUGACCCCGAGAUUAAAGCUUUGAAGUACGGUGGCGGUGGUGGUGGAGGCUCCUCGUUGGAAGGUCUCGCUUUCUUCAUCGGUGCCAAUCACGGGUUUGCUCUAAGGGCGGACGAAUACCCCGGACUGAAACCUAAUUCGAUUUAUUUUACGUGUACGGGAAAGAAUGCACCGUUGAAUAAUUUCAACUAUGGUGAGCAUGAUGUAGGCAUUUUCAACUACGAAGACGGCACAUUUUCGUCGUGCUAUUAUCCACGUGAUUAUGGAAGCAUUAAACAUAUUAAUAUCUCCAACAUGGUUCACUCCAAGCCCCGACGCCGCCGCACUUUAAUUUAG